GUUACUCAUCACCUAUAAUCAUGUGAGGGACAGUCUCACUAAAUAACAAAGUUAACCAUCUUUGGCCAUUUGCGACGUUCUUUAUGGUUGUGCGGUCAGGUCAAAGUCUUUGCAUGAGCAUUAGAGUGUGGCAGCUCAUCAAACCCCAGUAAAGUAGUUUGGAGUGUUGAUGCGACACAUCUCCUCUCUAUGGCUGGAACACUGCGGCUUUCAUGGCUGCUCUCCAUGCUCAUUUUCCUUCUGGUGGGACUACAGGGGGAGCCGAGGGACACAGCACCAAGAGCGAGAGAGAGGAGCGUCGGCAAUGACCAGCCGCGUAUGCUCUCAGAUGAUGGUCAUCUCGUCUUCACAACCGGAGACAGUAAAGAAAUCCGCUUCAAGACAUCAGCAUCAGGCCGGGUUAAAGUGGAUAAUGAAGACCUCACCCAGCUCCUGAGCCAGAUCAAAACCAACAAGGAAGAUAUAAAUGACAUCAAGGUGAAUGGAGGAGGUGUUUCCCCUGAAAUUACCAACAAACUAAACCAGCUGGAUACCAAGGUGUCAACACUUCAGAAUAAAGUGACUACACUCGAAUCGACAGUCCAAAGGCUGUCUUGCACCAGCAAUCCUUGUCAGAAUGGAGGAACAUGUCUGAACUUACUCAACUCAUACUACUGUCUUUGUCCCAGUAACUGGGCGGGUCUUAACUGUGCAACAGAUGUGAAUGAAUGUCAGGUGUUUUCAGGAUCAUUUCAGAGUUGUCAGAAUGGAGCAACCUGUGUCAACACCCCCGGCUCAUUCAGUUGUACCUGUUCUCCCGAAUGGUCAGGAUCCCUCUGUACGGUGCGUUAUGAUGACUGCAGGAAUGCGGGACAGGACCUGUGUGUACAUGGCACAUGCAUCGAUGCAGACCGGGUCACCGCUGGACAGCCUAAAUAUCAGUGCAUCUGUGAGAGUGGCUGGGAUGCUCCAGCUGGGAACCCAUCCUGUGUGUCUGAUGUUAAUGAGUGCAACCUACCCAACAAGCCCUGCUCCACCAACCCUGCUGUUUCAUGCUACAACACUCAGGGAUCCUUCUACUGCGGCGCCUGCCCUGCUGGUUGGCAAGGCAACGGCUACAGCUGUCAGGAUGUGGACGAAUGUUUGACAAAUAAUGGCGGGUGCUCCUCCACUCCUGUGGUGCAGUGCCUAAACACCAUGGGCUCUUUCCACUGUGGCCCCUGCCCUCCAGGCUACGAGGGUGAUGGGAGAGCGUGCACGCAGACCAACAUCUGCAAUAUCAACAAUGGAGGUUGUUACCCUUCAGCCACAUGCGCUUCCAGCCCAGGCACCAGCCUCCCUGUAUGUACCUGCCCCCCAGGCUACGUAGGCAGUGGUUAUGGACCAACGGGUUGCUCCCAGACGAGCAACACGUGUGAGACAAACAACCCCUGUGUCCACGGACAGUGUGUGGCCACCACCUCAGCCCCUGGAUACGUCUGCACUUGCAACUCUGGAUGGGAAGGAACACUCUGUGACCACAAUGUAGAUGAAUGCUCAAGCAACCCCUGUCAGAAUGGAGGAACCUGCAGCGACAGCAUCAAUGGGUUCACGUGUACCUGCACCGCGCAGUGGACCGGACCUCUCUGCCAGAGCGCGCAGCAAGUGUGCGGAGGCUACCUAUCGGGCCCCGCUGGUUCCUUCAGUUAUCCCAACACCCCAGGUCACGAUGAAUAUGAGCACCAGGUCAGCUGUGCCUGGGUGAUUCGCAUUGACCCCAACAAGAUCCUGCGUGUUACAUUUCCAUUCUUUGAUCUGGAGAGCAGCUCCAGCUGCAACUAUGACUUCCUUCAGAUUCAUGACGGGGACAGUGUCUCUGCUCACAUGCUGGGGAAAUACUGCGGCCAAAACAACCCACAGGAGCUGCACAGCUCCCACAACUCCCUGUACUUCUGGUUCCGCUCCGACCACUCGGGCAGUGCUGGUGGCUUCACAGUGGCUUGGCAGUCCCAGGAACCAGUGUGUGGAGGCCAACUAACUGCCAGCUACGGCAACAUUAACUCCCCGGGUUACCCUGGAAACUACCCUCCCAGCAGAGACUGCUAUUGGACGGUGGCCGUGGAGCCGGGCCGGCUCAUCACCUUUGCAUUCGGGACUCUGAGUCUGGAGCAGCACCCCGACUGCAACUUUGACUUUCUUGAGAUCCGAGAUGGUCUUUUGCCUGAAGACGCGGUUCUGGGAAAGUACUGCAGUACUGCAUUACCCCCCCCCAUGCAGACCACUGGUCCAGCUGCAUGGAUCCACUUCCACUCCGACUUCAGCAUCUCGGACCGAGGCUUCCACAUUACAUACACAACGUCACCAAGUGACCCCGGCUGUGGUGGUACCUUCACUGACAGCGAGGGCAUCAUCAUAUCCCCCAACUGGCCCAACGACUACGCCCACAAUCGGCAGUGUAUCUAUCUGAUCAGGGUGCCAGAGGGGGAAAGGUUGGCCCUCAACUUCACCCACAUGAACCUGGAGAGUCACAGCAGCUGCACUUUUGACUAUGUGGAGGUGCGUGACGGGAGGACGGAGACGGACCCUCUAAUAGGGAAGUACUGUGGGAGCGCUUUGCCAGCGCCUCUCCUCUCAUCCUCCAACUCGCUUUGGAUCCGCUUCAGGUCCGACAGCUCGGUCAGCCUGGCUGGUUUCAGGGCGCUCUACACAGUAGUGUGUGGAGGCUCUUUGUCUGGGAUCGGCCAGCUUCGCUCCCCCUACCACCCGGAGGCCUACCCCCACAAUAAGGUCUGUGAGUGGGUGAUCAACCAGCCACAGAGCUACGUGGUCACACUGCACUUCCUGUCGUUUGACCUCGAGGGGGCUUCCUGCGCCUUUGACUUUGUAGAGGUCAGGGACGGCUCCACAUCUAGCUCUCCUCUGCUGGGGACAUUUUGUGGAGCUGAGCUCCCCCCCCGGCUGCAGUCCACUCAGAGAUCCAUGUACAUCCGCUUCAAGAGCGACUCAUCCAUCAGCAACCGCGGCUUCGAAGCAGCCUACGACUCUGCCUUGGAGGGCUGUGGAGACAUCCUCACCAGUCCUUCAGGCACCAUCACAAGCCCCGGCCACCCCAACAACUACCCCCAUGGUGCCAACUGUACCUGGUACAUCAGCGUUGCCCCGGGCAACCUGGUUCGGCUGUCGUUUGACUCUUUCAACCUGGAGUACCACGUCAACUGUAACUUUGACUACGUGGAGGUGUACGACAACGGCACAGUGCAGACAGGAACCAGAAUUGGCCGGUACUGUGGCCGCUCGGUGCCUCCUUCCAUCACCAGUAGCGGCAGCCAGCUGACCCUGCUGCUGGUGUCGGACUCCAGUUUGGGCUCUGAGGGGUUCUCUGCCAGCUAUGUCUCCCUCAACGCCACCACAGACUGUGGGGAGACCUUCACCUCUCCUACAGGCUCCUUCAGUUCACCCAACUACCCCGACUACUACCCCAGCACCAGAGACUGCAUCUUCAAGAUCGCUGUGCAGGUCAACAUGCAGAUCAUGUUGAACUUCAGCCACUUUGAGCUGGAGGGCUCCCCUCCUUCCUGCAACUUUGACUUUGUUGAGAUCAGGGACGGUGGCUAUGAGACGUCUCCCUUGAUCGGUAAGUUCUGUGCUGCUCAGGGACCUCCGGUGCUGGUAUCCCAUAGCAACCGUCUGUGGGUUAGAUUCCACUCUGACCACAGCGUCACAUACGGGGGAUUCAUCGCCCACUGGGACGGCACUCAGACCGGCUGUGGAGGGAUGCUGACCACUACAUCUGGAGGCCUUUCGUCCCCCAACUACCCGCUGCCCUACCAUCCCAAUGCAGAGUGCUACUGGACCAUCAGGACCAACCAGGGCAGCCAGCUCCUCCUCUCCUUCUCUGAUUUCCACCUGGAGUCCAGCUCGGCCUGCUCUUAUGAUUACCUCUCUGUAUAUGACGGUAACAGCACUAGUGCUUCACAGCUGGCCCAGUUGUGCGGCACUCAGCUCCCCAGCAGCAUCAGCUCCUCCAGCAACCAGCUGCACGUCAAGCUGCGCACCGACGGCAGCGUGAGCGCGGGAGGCUUCCUGGCGUCCUACACCUCCAACUGCAGCGUGCUCAUCUCAAACCAACACCAAGGGGUGGUGGAGUCACUGAACUUCCCCAACAACUACCCACACAACUCAGAGUGCAGCUGGACCAUCCAGGCCAGCACAGGCAACACCGUCAACUACACCUUCAGUGCCUUCCAGCUGGAGGACUCCUCCAGCACAUGUCCCUUUGACAGCAUCACGCUUUUUGAUGGGCCAAACCAGCAAGCUCCGCUCAUUGGAACCUUCUGUGGAUACACGCCCCCACUGGCCAACCACACUGCCAGCUCGGCUCUCACCGUGGUCUUCACCAGCGACUCCUCUGUGUCCCUGUCGGGCUUCCAGAUGAUGUGGUACCAGAAUGGCUGUGGUGGGGAACUCUCUGGUUCCACUGGAUCCUUCAGCAGCCCAGACUACCCAAACCGGUACCCUGAGAACAAGGAAUGUUUCUGGUAUGUAACCACGUCGCCUGGCAGCAGCAUCACCCUCACCAUCCACGAGUUUGAUGUGGAGUUCCACCCAGACUGCAACUACGACCUGCUGGAAGUGUUUGGAGGCCCCGACCUGUUGGCCCCUCUGCUGGCCAAGCUUUGCAGCACCACGUCCAGCCCAAUGCGUGUCUCCAGCACUGGCAACCUGCUCACAGUGCACUUCAAGUCUGACGCCUACGUGAGCGGCCGAGGCUUCAAUGCCAGCUGGGCUGAGGUGCAGGGAGGCUGUGGAGGACCUGUCACUGCUCCAUCAGGGGAGAUCCAUUCUCCUUUGUAUCCCAGCAGCUAUCCCAACAGCGCCGACUGCUCCUGGAUCAUCAGCGUGGAUCCCAACCAUCGUGUCUUCUUCAACUUCUCUGACAUGGACAUUGAAUAUCAUAGCAACUGCUCCUGGGACUAUGUGGCUAUCCACGACGGUCCGACGGCUUCUUCUGCUCUGCUCGCCCGAGUGUGUGGCAGCAGCCUUCCUGCCUCCAUCACCUCCACCCAGAGCACCAUCUAUGUUCGCUUUAGGUCUGACUUAAGCACCAACCAUCGGGGCUUCAGGGCUCGAUUCUCUCAGGCCUGUGGUGCAACCAUCAUGACGGAUGACAACGGGGGGGCCAUUGUGUCGCCUCGGUACCCAGCGGCGUACCCACCCGACCAGAACUGUAGCUGGAUCCUGAGAGCGCAGGAACCAUUUAACCAUGUGACUCUGUCAUUCACCGACUUUGAGUUAGAGAUGAUUAACUCAAACUGCUCUCAUGAUGCUGUGGAGAUCUUGGACGGGGACAACUACCAGGCGCCUUCCAUAGGUACUUCUGCUCCUCGACCUCCUGGGUCAGCUGUUUUCUAUGUUUACAACAGGAGCUUACAACUGAAAUGUAAUGGUUUGUCAGGGCGCUACUGUGGCUUUGAAAUACCUCACCCAGUGACAUCCUUCAGUAACUCCAUGGUGGUGAACUUCAUCUCGGACCACUCGGUGUCCAGUAAAGGCUUCAGAGCCACCUUCUCGGCAUCCACCUCCAGCUGUGGAGGAGAUCUAGUGAUGGAGAGCGGCGCUUUCAACAGUCCCAACUAUCCAGAUGCUUAUCCGCCUAACGUGGAGUGUGUGUGGACCAUCAGGAGCUCUCCGGGGAACCGCCUGCAGCUGUCAUUUCUGACCUUUAGUCUGCAGGGAGACUCUGGCUGUCACAACGACUACGUGGAGAUCAGAGAGGGCACGUCCACGGGGCCUGUGGUGGGUCGCUUCUGUGGCAACGAGCUGCCCUCUAACUACACGUCUGUGGUUGGUCACAUCCUGUGGGUGAAGUUUGUGUCCGAUCCGUCACUGAGCGGCGCCGGAUUCAGAGCCACCUUCUCCCACUUGUAUGGUAAUGAUGUGGAGGGGGAGUUUGGUCAGAUCGCAUCACCGCUGUACCCCAGAACCUACCCCAGCGAUGCCCACUACCACUGGACCAUCACUGUGGAGGGGGGCAGCUACAUCCAGAUCCGCUUUUUGGACAUGGACAUAGAGGACCUGUAUGACUGCAACUUCGACCAGCUCAAAAUAUUUGAUGGCCCUGACGUUCAUCACUACCCCAUUGGAACGUUCUGUGGUUUGGCCCUGCCCACUCCCUUAAGAAGUUCUGCAAGCACCAUAACCCUGCAGUUUACAACAGAUUCACUGGUGGGAGGACGAGGUUUCCUGGUGGAAUGGACUGCUGUCCAGGACUCUGGACCCCCGCCCACUGUCAUACCAGGUGCUUGCGGUGGAGUGCUGAUGACGGGGGAAUCUCCUGGCUUCCUCUUUUCUCCUGGCUGGCCUGAAAGCUACGCUCCUUACCAGGAGUGCACCUGGUUGAUACGUUCUCCAGGCUCGACGAUAGAGUUGAGCCUCCUUUCUCUGGACAUAGAGGACUACCCCGGAUGCUACUUUGACAGCCUCGUCAUCAGAGACGGUAUGAGCAGCCUGUCCCCCCUGCUGGCCACUGUGUGUGGUCGAGAUCCCCCAGCUUCUCUCCACUCAACAGGAGACUCCAUGUUCCUCCACUUCUCCUCGGACGGAAGUAUCGGUGGCCGAGGCUUUAAUGCCUCCUACUCCAGAGGUUGCGGGGGCCUCUUGCAUGUAGACAGAGGGGUGCUGAGCAGUCCUCACUACCCUCAGAACUACCUGCCCGGUCUCAACUGCAGCUGGCAUGUGAUGGUGACACCAGGCUUCAGGGUUUCUGUCACCUUCCAGAGUCCCUUCCAGAUUCAAGGCUAUGGAACUGAAUGCAGCUCUGGAGACUACCUGGAGCUAAGGAAUGGUCCAGAUGGUUCAGCUCCACUACUAGGGGGACGUCUCUGUGGUUCAAGUGUGCCAUCUCUGUUCCAGACUACUGACAACAACCUCUUUAUUCACUUUGCAUCUGAUUCCACCAAUGAGGCCACUGGCUUUAAGCUGACAUUUGAAGCCCACAGUCAGGCAUGUGGAGGCUACAUUGAGCUAAAUGAUAACGAUCCUCCCGGGUACAUCACUUCACCUAACUAUCCUCAGAACUACCCCAAGAACAUUGACUGCAUUUGGGUCCUAACCGUGCCCAAUGGAGAAGCUAUCCAAAUUGACUUUGAGGACGAAUUCUACAUUGAGCCCACCAACAGCUGUUUGUAUGACUACCUGGAGCUGCGGGAUGGCUCAACAAUCAACACUGGCUUCAUUUCCCGCCUCUGUGGAACUACCCGUCCAUCUACCCAACAUUCAACAGGUCCCUCCAUGCUGCUCAGGUUUCGCACCGAUGCCAGUGUUGUGCACAAAGGCUUCAAGGCAAAGUACUCAAUAGCAACAUGUGGAGGUACUUACAUCGGUCAGAGGGGUACCAUCCACAGCCCUGGUUUCCCAGAGUCCAACUAUCCUGACCGCUCCAGCUGUGAGUGGUACCUGGAGGGGCCCACAGGGCAUUACCUCACCCUGAGCUAUGGGAACUUCAGCCUGCAGACUACGCAAGGAUGCUCUGCUGACUAUGUGGAGAUCAGAGAGUACAAUGCCUCAGGGCGCCUCCUGGGCCGUCACUGUGGCAGUGACCCCCCGGCUGCCGUUGACACAUCUGACAGUUUCGCCUACGUCAGAUUUGUAAGUGAUAACAGUGGAAAUGCAGCUGGCUUCAGUCUGACAUUUGAGGCCAGCAUUGAAGUCUGUGGGGGAGAGCUCAAUGCCCCCUCAGGGACGAUCUCCUCUCCCAACUACCCCAACCUGUACCCACACAACCGGCUGUGUCGCUGGGAGCUGGUAGUGUCACCAGGCCGCCGGGUCACACUCACCAUGGAGGACCUGCGGCUGGAAGACUCCGGUUCUUCCUGUGCAUUUGACUAUGUUGAUAUACUCAACGGGUUAAUGGUCGACGCCCCUCGCCUACGGAUAUUCUGUGGUACAGUACCAGCAGGCACAGAGGUGCGCUCCUCUGGCAACACGAUGACCGUAGUGUUCCACUCGGAUGCCUCUGUGUCUAACGGGGGCUUCAUGGCUUCAUACUCCUCUGAGGAGCCUGCAGAAUGUGGUGGAAUCUUGAACAACCCAGCGGGUGGGAACUUCACUUCUCCUGGAUACCUAGUGUCCAACUACAGCAACAACCUCAACUGUGAGUGGCUUAUCCAGAACCCGCAGCACAUCAACUCGUCUAUAGUGGUGCUGAUAGAAGACCUGCACCUGGAGAACCACCAGACCUGUGAGUCCGACUACCUCCAGCUGCGCCUCGGUGACUCAGAUGGGGAGCUUCUGGCCAAGUUUUGUGGGCAGACCACCCCCACUAUUCCCAUUGUCGUCUUUACCCAUGAGCUCUGGGUCCAUUUCAAGUCUGAUGCCUUCCAGGGAGAUCUGGGCUUCAAGGCCGAGUACAUUUUCUCUGAGUGUGGAGGUCUGCAGACAGGUGAAGGGGGGCUGGUAUCCAGUCCUAACUACCCCAACACAUACCCCAGCCCCAGUCGCUGUGCUUGGCUACUGGAGGCUCCAGUAGGACACACUAUUACACUGACCUUCAGCUAUUUCAACCUGGAGCCCCACUCUCAAUGUGGCUGGGACUCGGUCACCAUUUUCAAUGGAGGAUCUCCCGGCUCUCCGGUCAUUGGCCAGUUCUGUGGGGCCACCUCCCCAGGCACCAUACAGUCCGGGUCAAACAAGCUGGCUGUGGUCUUCCUGGCUGACCACAGUGUUUCCACAGGAGGCUUCAUGGCCUCGUGGUCGGCGGAUUCCUCAGGUUGUGGAGGGGUGAUCCAUGCUGACAUGGGAACAAUCAAGUCUCCAAACUAUCCCCAGAACUUCCCAGCCAACGUGGAGUGCUCCUGGCGGAUCAUUGCUCAUGAGGGGAACCACGUGGAGAUGAGGUUCAACACUGAUUUCCAGAUUCCAGACAGCAGUGGGACGUGCCAGAGCAGCUACAUCAAGGUGUGGUCAGGUCAGACCCAAAAUGCUGAGGCUCUGCUGUCAACAGGCUGUGGCUCAGGGGCCCCGGGGCCCAUCGUUGCUCCAUAUAACAUCAUCACGAGCCGAUUUCAGGGUACAGGAGCUCCAGGCAGAGGAUUCUCAGCGUCCUUCAGCACCAGGUGCGGAGCAAACUUUACAGCUCCUAGCGGUCGUGUAGUUUCUCCCAACUAUCCUGCCAGCUACCCCGACCACUCCAACUGUAACUACACCAUAGACGCUGGAGAGCAGUCUGUAGUGGUCCUCACUUUCCAGGUCUUCCAAGUUGAAGCACAUUCCAGCUGCCAGUAUGACGGGCUGAAGAUCUACAGCAUGGCCACCGGCGGCCCUGCACUUGCCACCCUCUGUGGUAGCAGCGUCCCGGGGCCGUUCUCCACCUUUGGCCCCAUGUUACUCCACUUCUACUCAGAUUCCGUGAUCCCUGACCGCGGCUUCAUGGCAGAAUACACAGCCAUCCCAUGUGGAGGCUUCUACAACAGCACAAUGGGUACAGUCAGCAGUCCAGCACUGUCCAUGAGCAACUACCACCACAACAUCAACUGCACCUACCACAUCGUGGUCCGAGCCAACCGAGUGCUGGACAUCAAGUUUAACACCUUCCACCUGGAGGCAUCUUCAUCCUGCCGCUACGACUAUGUGGCGGUGUAUGACGGAGCGGACAUCUCGGCCCCCCUGUUGGGGAAAUUCUGUGGUUCCGUGCUCCCACCGGACCUGCGCUCCUCCACCAACCAGCUGUUCAUUGUCUUCAGGACAGAUGCCUCAGUGAAUGGCAUCGGCUGGAGGGCUGUCUACAGCGAGACCCUCGGUGUUGCCCAGGGGUGCGGGGGCUACCUGGCCAUGCCCAUGGGGAUGUUUGGUUCUCCAGAUCCGGACCUGGAUGGGCUCUAUGAGCCCCGGAUGGACUGCCUGUGGACCAUCGAGCUGCCAGUCAACAGGGCCAUCAACCUGACGUUCACCUCCUUUGAGCUGGAGAGCUCGUCCACGUGUCUCUACGACUACGUCAAAGUGUUUGAUGGUGACAAUGAGAACUUCCCUCUGGUCGGGACGUUCUGUGGAAACUUUGUUCCCGCCCAUUUUGUAUCAAGUGGAAACUUCCUGACGAUUCGCUUCCUCACGGACAGCUCGGUACAGAGACGAGGCUUCAACGCCACCUACAGGGCCGUGCCGUUGGUGUGCGGCGGGACUCUGAAUGCCACCACCACCCUCCAGACGCUGGUUUCGCCUUCCUUCCCUGGUGCCUAUUCUCCUUACACCUCCUGCCGCUGGGUCCUGGAUGCUCCAGCCCAGGAAUCCAUCAAGGUCUCAGUGCAGACCUUCGUCCUUCAGCCCAGCCAGAGCUGCUCCACAAACUACUUGGAAAUGAAGGACUGGCCUGUGGGAGACUAUGGGCAGUCACAUAAGUUCUGUGCAUCAGAUGGCCAGACCCCAGACUUCUACAGCUCCAGCAGGACAGUCCUUGUGCACUUCAAAUCGGAUGCCUUCAUGGCAGGAAAUGGCCUGAGCUUAUCCUACCAGAUCGCCAGUUGUAGCCGGAUCUAUGAGCAGGAAUAUGGCUACCUGAAGAGUCCGGGCUGGCCUGACAUCUACCCGCACAACCUGGACUGCACCAUCACCCUGAGGGCUCCACAGAACACCUCCAUCUCCUUCUUCUUUAACACAUUUGAUGUGGAGAGCCACAGUCACUGUGAAUUUGAUUACCUGGAGAUCCGUAACGGAAGUGAAGCCGACUCGCCACUGAUUGGUCGGUUCUGCGGCAACACCUUGCCUAGCCCCAUCUUCACACAUUCCAACGUGCUCUACUUACGCUUCGUGAGUGACUUCUCCGCGGCCCGGGACGGCUUCGAUGCCACGUGGACGUCCUCCCCUCACGGAUGUGGCGGUACCCUGUACGGUGACCACGGCUCAUUCUCCAGUCCAAACUUCCCAGCCACCUACCCCAACAGUAGCCACUGUGAAUGGGGCAUCGUGGCACCGAGAGGUCGCGUGGUGACCAUCACCUUUGCCCAGAUCAGUAUUGAUGAUACUGGAGAUUGCCAGAACAACUUCUUGAAGUUGUACGAUGGCCCAGACGCCACGUCCCCCCCUGCUGGACCUUACUGCGGAGUGGAAAGCGACAUUGCUCCGUUCACAGCCUCCUCCCACCAGGUGUUCGUGGUUUUCCGAGCCCAGCACGCCAGCCUGCCUUCAGGUUUCAGACUGACCUGGAGCAGCUGAGCGGACGCCUCCAACCUGCUGUGCAUGCGACCGGACCAAUGUCGACAAUCACAAUAAUAAAAAUUUGCACUAACAUAACUGUUACAUGCGUUGUUUUAUUUCACCUUUUAAAACACUGAAAGGAUGGAUGACACCUCGAGUUGGACAGAGUUUUUAUGACACUUAGAUUCCAGGAAUGACAAAGUAUUGGGCUUUACUCUUCAGUGUCCUGAUCCUCGACUACUG
Messenger RNA from Pungitius pungitius (ninespine stickleback), 11388 nucleotides. It is a transcript of the gene cubn, whose product is annotated as cubilin (intrinsic factor-cobalamin receptor). The record is from RefSeq and is a predicted model, not a curated record. Bases 190 to 11163 code for a protein of 3657 amino acids. Gene Ontology annotation, molecular function: calcium ion binding. The transcript is spliced from 66 exons. Lineage: Eukaryota; Metazoa; Chordata; Actinopteri; Perciformes; Gasterosteidae.